GGGCGGGUGGCGAGGGAGGCAAAAGCAGGAGCGAAGGGAGCGAGCGAGGCCAGACACUCGCGACCGCGCAGACUUCCGCCGCCCAGAGCCGCCGCCGGGGACUGAGUCAGCAGGAGGGAGAAAAUGAAAGCAGGCUGCAGCAUUGUGGAUAAGCCAGAAGGAGCAGAAGGCUAUCACUUCCCAGAGUGGGCAUACAAAACUGAAUCCAGCCCCGGCUCCCGUCAGAUCCAGCUCUGGCACUUCAUCCUGGAGCUACUGCAGAAGGAGGAGUUCCGCCAUGUCAUCGCCUGGCAGCAGGGCGAGUAUGGGGAGUUUGUGAUCAAGGAUCCAGAUGAAGUGGCGCGUCUGUGGGGCAGGAGGAAAUGCAAACCGCAAAUGAACUACGAUAAGCUGAGCCGGGCCCUCAGAUAUUAUUACAACAAGAGGAUUCUUCACAAGACAAAAGGCAAAAGGUUUACCUACAAGUUCAACUUCAACAAGCUGGUGAUGCCCAACUAUCCAUUUAUUAACAUACGGCCCAAUGGUGUUGUCCCACAGAGUGCCCCACCCAUCCCCACCGCUUCGUCCCGUUUCCAUUUCCCACCCUUGGACAGCCACUCUCCCACCGAGGACGCCCAGUCCAGCCAGUUCUCCGGUGGAUCCCUGGGGCCAUCCAGCCAGGAGCCUCUGAACGACAGCAGUGACAGGAAGCCUGACGUGCCAGAGUUGGAGGAUGUCUCCUCAGACUGGCGGCGUGGCGUGGAUCUCAUGGCUUCUCGGAAUGCAGUGGGCCCUGGGAGCAUCAAUAAUCAGAAGCGCAAGCCAGAAGUCAUGCUGCCUGUCUUCACGAGGCCUGGGAUCUAUCCGGAUCCUCACAGUCCUUUUGCCGUGUCCCCUCUUCCAGGACGCGGUGGGGUCUUAAAUGUCCCAAUCUCGCCUGCCUUGUCUCUGACUCCAACCCUCUUCUCCUACAGCCCCUCGCCAAGUCUCAGCCCCUUCACAGGUAGCAGCUGCUUCUCUUUCAAUCCUGAGGAAAUGAAACACUACCUGCAUUCACAAGCCUGCUCGGUCUUCAACUACCACCUGAGCCCGCGGACUUUCCCCCGCUAUCCGGGGCUCAUGGUCCCACCACUACAGUGCCAGAUGCAUCCCGAAGAACAGCCCCAGUUCCCGAUCAAGCUACAGCCUCCACCCGUGGGACGGAAGAACAGAGAGAGACUGGAAAGCACUGAAGAGGCAACUGCCCCCCAGCUAGCUUCUGCUUCACCCAGGAUUAAGGUUGAGCCCAUAGCGGACAAGGAGCUUGAGAGUGAAGAGCCACCAGCCAAAGGGAAGGACAAAAGUGAGGAGGAGGAGGAAGGGCCUGGCAUGGUGAUGCCAAACACCAGCCUGGAAGGAGAGAGGGGGGCUGUAUUUGCCAGGCCAGCUGUUCCAUCCUGGCCCUCAGCACCACCAGCACCUACCCGAAUAAACUUCCCCACCGAAGAAUCUCAGGGGCAAGGGGAAGGAGGUGGAGAGAAGCCAUCCAGAGAGCCGGUGGGAGACACCGGGGUGCAGGAAAAGAGAGAGGAUGCCCUGAUGCCACCAAAACUGCGUCUGAAACGUCGUUGGAAUGGUGACCGGCAGGCUGAAGCCCCCGAGGAGCAUCAGAACGGGAAGCUGCACUGGAAUGGCGUGCUGGGUGCCUCACACCUUGUCCCGCCACCCAAGGCAGUGACAGCCACAGCUGCAUCAGACACCUAGGAACUAACUGGAAAGCGCUACAGUCCGUUUGUAUUAGAAUCCAUGUAUUUAUGUAGCAAAGUUGCAAAGGGGGCGGGGGACUAGAAUGCUUUGAUAAUUCUAGGGACUGGGACUUUGGUUUUUUGUUUUGUUUUAAUUUGUUGAAUCGAAGGUGAAACUCUGCUUGUCCUGGUUAGGAGAGGGAGGCGCUAACCUCUUCUGUGCGUGAAGUCAAGACCUUGCGCAAACUCCAGGAAAACCAAGCCACAGUCUCUCCAGUGAGGCUUAUGAACUCCAGACAUAAUUUACUUUAUAUUCUCUAGUAUUUAUAGAAGCAGGAAUCUGAAUAUAGUUUCUUUUUAUGGCGUCGGGUGCGGCAGUGGAAAAGAUUUCCUAAACAGUUCAAUCGGAGAUGCGAUUUUUUAAUUUUUUUUUUGUCGGCAUCACGAGCUGUCGCUCUUUUCAGCGGUUUGGCGGACAGGAAUGUUGCACUGUCUUUAAAUUGAAACAGAGAUUGCAGAAAGACAAACACAAAAAACCAAAACAGUUUGGCGUCAGUAGGAGGAAGCUGCUAAAAACUCAGCAGUCAGUGGUUUUUGAGCUAAGCUAUAUUUCUGACAAACAACUCUCAUUAAGACUUGAAGACACAAUGGUUGUUCUUUCAGCCUUCUUAAAAUAUUGAAAAAGCCAUGAGCAAUUGUAAAAUCUUUCAGGGAAGAGAGUAGUGGAGUGGGAAAUAUAACCUAAUGCCUUUAAUAGAAUGCAUUAAAAUAUA
Chelonoidis abingdonii (Abingdon island giant tortoise) is the source of this 2476-nucleotide messenger RNA. It is a transcript of the gene ETV3, whose product is annotated as ETS variant transcription factor 3. NCBI's taxonomy places the organism in Eukaryota, Metazoa, Chordata, Testudines, Testudinidae. Gene Ontology annotation, cellular component: nucleus. Gene Ontology annotation, molecular function: DNA-binding transcription factor activity, RNA polymerase II-specific; sequence-specific DNA binding. Gene Ontology annotation, biological process: regulation of transcription by RNA polymerase II; cell differentiation. The record is from RefSeq and is a predicted model, not a curated record.